This is a messenger RNA of Syngnathoides biaculeatus (alligator pipefish), 5037 nucleotides long. RefSeq names its product leucine-rich repeats and calponin homology (CH) domain containing 4 (gene lrch4). The transcript is spliced from 18 exons. The record is from RefSeq and is a predicted model, not a curated record. The coding region runs from base 1398 to 3542 and encodes 714 amino acids. Gene Ontology annotation, molecular function: protein binding. NCBI's taxonomy places the organism in Eukaryota, Metazoa, Chordata, Actinopteri, Syngnathiformes, Syngnathidae.
UCGAUGUUGUGCAAUGAAUGGGGAGGGACCGAACCUGCAAUCCGGCUCGCUGAGAGCGCGAAAUCGCCUUCGUCUUGGUCUUUCCGGAGUCUUUGCCCGCCUUUCCACCAGCCUGGACGAGAUCAGUAGACGCGCCACAAGUGACUUGAGUCCACACAGAAGGAUGCAAAAGGAAGUGACAUCGGGGAGCCCAGAGGAAGAAGGAGCGCACAAAAGAGCGUGGGAAAGUCUGACCCCUUUUCUGCGAUGGGACUCGACCCAGCGGAGGACAUCACGGCAUUUGCAGCGCUCUCCCAGCACGCAGUAACACAUCCACACUGAGUGUCCAUUAGUUAAUAAGUAUCCAUUGUGUUUCCUUCACAUAUUGCGAUGUAGAGCGACAUUUUUUUUUUUUAACAGGAUUACCAAUUUUCAUUGGUUGCACGGGCGAUACAGUGUGCAGAGUGGGAUGAUUCAUGACUCUUAAGGGAUUUUACAUAUGCAACCCCCCCCCCCCCCAUGCAGCACUUUGACAGAUGGCCCAAUGGGGAUGCAGAGCUGGGAGGAAGGGAGGAAAGAAGGCCGAAAAGGAGGGCUGGACGAAGAAGACAAUGCAAAUAGAUUUUAGUGUGUGAGUGUGUUUGGGCGUGUCAUUUGUUACUGAAAGAAGAAAUAAUCUCAGCAAUGUUGUCCUACUGGCAAUGUAUUAAAUAUAUCCGUCCAUUUAGUAUAGCACGUCAUAGUAAGUGCUGGAUAAAAUUAAUGGAUGAAUGUAUCCAAAAUUAAAUAUGUAGUGCUGUAAAUCAAGCGGCAUUCAAUGAGCCGUUGGUGAAUUUUCCUUUGCAUUUCUUUUGCGGCCACCGUAGCAAGUGUAGUGGGGGGGGGGGGGGGCUCGUAAAGUGCCCCGUGCUUGUGAAAGUUCCGGGCCAGGACUUCAAAAUAAAAUCUCAGCGAACGAAAACCGUUUCAAACUCGACAUAUCUCACCGUUCACGAAACACAAGAAGUUGGAAAAGCCGAAAGCGGGGAUGUUCCUCGCUGGACGGGAUUCAUACGGAUAGUUGUCAUGAUUCUUUGAUGGUCUCCUUUUUGAUUGUGUACGAAAACGGCGUCUGCUCCGUGUUAUUGUUACGACACGCGCGUGCUCGACGCCACUUCCCGGAAGAUUGACAGCUUCGCCCCACUCUUGGGCGGUUUUGGUGACGCGACUUCCCAGUGUCGAGUUGACGGCCGCGGUGAGGCUUCUGCACUUUUUCGGGGGGUUCCGAUUUUCGCCGAUCUGAACGCCAUAAUGCCCGACUGUUCGUAGGUUUCGUCGAAAGGGAGACGGCGCGGGGCCGGCGGAGUGACGAGGGCGCCGGAAACAAAGUAACAAGAGGCGAGCCCCCCCACCGCCGCCACCCCCGACGCGAGGGCUUGAUGGCGGCUGGGGAUGGAGCCCAGCUGCCGGCCACGGUCGCGGCCAGUCGGAGCGUGGAGAAAGCCCUGGAGGACGCCGCCGCCAGCGGGGCUCUCAACUUGGCCAACCGAAAGCUCAAAGAGUUCCCACGGAGCGCCAAGAACUACGACCUGUCCGACAUUACCCACGCAGAUCUGUCAAAGAAUCGUCUGUGUGAGCUGCCGGAGGAGCUCGGUCACUUUAUCUCGUUGGAGACGCUGAGCCUUUACCACAAUGGGAUGCGUUCGCUGUCCCCCUGCCUGGGGAACCUCCAGGCCCUCACCUACCUCAAUCUCAGCCGUAAUCUGUUGUCCAGUUUAUCUCCGUCUGUGUUUGAGCUUCCCCUCCUGCGAGUGCUCAUCGUCAGCAACAACAAGCUCUCCUCGCUGCCCGCCUCAAUAUUUGCCCUCGUACAUCUUCGACAGCUGGACGUGAGCUGCAACGAGCUGCGGUGUUUGCCCGCGGAGCUCGGCCAGCUGGAGUGUCUGCGGGAUUUGAACCUGAGGAGGAACCAGCUCAGCGCUUUGCCCGAAGAAAUUUCUGAGCUCCCCCUCAUCCGCCUGGAUGUGUCCUGCAACCGGAUUACCCAGGUGCCCCUGUGCUACCGCCACCUGCGGCACCUCCAGAGCAUCUCGCUGGACAGCAACCCGCUGCAAAUGCCCCCCGCGCAGAUCUGUUCCAAGGGCAAAUACCACAUCUUCAAGUAUCUGAACGUGGAGGCCUGCAAGAGGAGCCAAGAGGAGCUGGAGAGACACCUGAGGCCCACCGGCUUUAACAGCUGUUUGUCUGACCAAGAGCUGUUUACCAGUCAGUUCGGAGGGCUGGACUCUGGUUUUAACAGUGUCGACAGCGGCAGCAAAAGAUGGUCCGGGAACGAGGCAACAGAUGACUUCUCAGAACGUUCCCUCCGGAUAUCUGAGGUCAGCAGAGACCAGCGAAAUCUGGAGGAGGAGGAGGAGGAGGAAGAAGAAGAAGAGAAGGAAUCUCACCUCGAAGUCAGCAAAGUCAACGGCCGAGGGGAGCGGGUCGACUUCAUCGACAGCAGCGUGACGGAAGAAGAGGAGGAGGAAAUGAAGACGGGUCCUCCCACGCCACCUCUUGUUGCGCUGGAGUCGAAGGAGAGAACUGUGCUGUCCCACGACGAGGCUCCAAUACGGCGAUCCAGUCUUCACGUGGAGGUCGCCACCCGGUUACCCUCCCCCUCGCCGUCGCCCCAGUCCCCCUGCAGCCCCAGCAUGGAGGAGCGCCGCCGGCCAGGCACGCUGCUCAUCUGGCAGGAGCGAGAGCGACUACAACAGCAGCACCACCAGGGAGACAAGCCCAGCUUGGUGAAGUCAUUCAGCAAGACAGGAAGUCUUGUCACCUCUGCAGCACUGACAGGAAGUAGUCGCGCCGACGGCCCAACACCAGAAAGCAGUCCCUCCCACUGUGGCCUCCGACUGAGAUGUACCAGUACUGAACACGCUGACGCUUUGAGUUCUUCGGCGACGCCGCAUCUCCAAUGCUCAAGAAGCAGAACAGCAGAACCCCGAAGUCUUGCAGAGGGACCGUCCUCUCCGAAGACAUCGCCGCCUGCAUUGAACCAGAAACCCAACAGCUUCCUGUUCCGGACCUCAUCCCGAAGCAAUGUCCGACCUUCAGUUUUCUCCCUCAGCGAAACCAGUAGGAGCGAGUCCCGCGCGAGCGUGCGUUCACCUAAAGAGGAGAGGGCGGAUGCUGCGCAGCUCCGUAAGACGUUGGAAACCCGACUCAAGAUUACCCUGGCCGAAGACCUGGGGGAGGCGCUGUCCGACGGCACCGUCCUCUGUCAGCUGGUCAACAGCGUCCGAGCACGUUCUGUGUCCAUCAUCCACAUUCCGUCCCCUGCAGUGCCCAAACUGAGUUCAGCCAAGUGUCGACUCAACUUGGAAAACUUCGUUGCCGCUUGCCGCAAGCUGGGCGUCCCCGAGACGGACAUGUGUGUGUGCUCUGAUGUGCUUCUGUCUAAGCUGCCCCGCGUGCUGCGCUGCGUGGAGGCCUUGCUAGCCCUGGAGGAUGGAACCCAGCUCCUGGCCGCAGACUUCCUGCUCUUCUACUGCGUGGCCAUGGCGCUGCUCUACGUCCUCUACUACUACCUGCUCGCCUAAGCGCACACACACCCUCACCCACACCCACAGCACAAAGCCCUGAAAUGCCUCCGCUUAGCCUUGCAACACAGGGAGAACCGCUACACGUCCUCCAUUUUCUCCCCGGAAUGUGUUUUUUUUAUAUUUAUGGCGAAAGCAUCAUACAGGGUGACGACAUUCAGCAACGUAGUGUUAAGCGCCCCCCCCCACCCCUUUAUUUGUACUUUUUUUUUUUUUUUUUUUGCACUGUUUGAAAAAGGAAGUUUUGCGUGAGCCGAAGGCAAACUGUGAAUGUCUGCUUUUUGAUGGGUUUACCAUUUUGGAACCUUUGCAAGCGAGACCCGAGUGCCUCCGAACUGACAAGACUGACGUCUUGUGCCCAAACUCUUAAUGGUACAGACUACUUUUUGACUUUUUUUUUUUUUUUGUCGACUGGCUGACUGUGUAUAGAUGUAAACUUGUUAUUAAAUUAUAUAUAUUUUGUAUUUAUUUUGAAAUUGCCAAAAGGCGCUCACUAAGAAACUUCCGAAAGGUUGAACAGGGAAAUGUGAUCCAUAUUCUAUUAUUCAGGCUGAAAAUGCUGAGUCCCCCCCACUUGCAUUUUAGCACUGUAGUACAUCGAUACUCUUAUCGGCCUUCUUGCACAUUUCUGUCAAUGUCGUUGCGGGUCAUUGGAAAAAAAAUAAAAAAUUUCCACACAGACCGUUUUGAGAUCUCACGGUUGGCCGAUGCCAAAUGCCCAAAUUUACCCCGAUUAUCGGCGCGUCCGUACCUUAUACUUUACGAUUGUACACUGGUGACUUUUCCGAGUACAUCUGCUCGGAAAAAGCACCUCGCGUAAUCAUCGGCAUCAUCUUUUCAGCGAGAUCUGACUCCAAUCGCACAAAGGGGAAUGUUUUUUUUUUUUAAUCUGGAGCGAUUAUCGGGAUGCACUGGAUUUAUCUGCCUCGCUCAAUUCUCAUGAGUUGACACUAAGUCAAAAUGAAUGACAGCUGUUGUCGGUUUGAUUUCUUCCGGUUUGGCUCCCGCCGUUAGCCAAGCUGUCCUGCUGCUGUCUUUCUAUGUCCAAUGUUUGAAUUCAAUGUUUAUUUUGUAAGUCGAACCGGCCCGGUCCGCCGGUUUCCAGCUAUUCUGAAACAUAUCUGGAAAGCAGAAUUUCCCAGCUACCUUUUUUUUUUUUUAUACAUAUAUAUUUGUAUACUUUUUCAAGUUAUAUAAAUAUAUUUGCUAGAGGUUUCCUCCCUUCCUGUUGUGAAGAAUUUAUUGAAACGCCACUGUUGUAAAGAAUUUAUUAAAAAAAAUGGACAUUGACACGUUGCUUUUUUGGGGGGCGGGGGGAGUCUUUCUGAAAACAAAAAACUGAGCCACACAAAAUCACCAAACUGCCUUUUAUCGGACUUGCAUCGGGCUCUGUGAGUAUCGUGGACCUGACAAAAUAGGAAGUAUCAAAAUCCGGCAUGAUUUGUACAUUUCUGUUGAAAAAUGCAACAACUGAACCCCCCCCCAUUUCCUCCUG